Molecule: messenger RNA, 1076 nt
Organism: Triticum urartu
Lineage: Eukaryota; Viridiplantae; Streptophyta; Magnoliopsida; Poales; Poaceae
Product: ran-binding protein 1 homolog c-like
Biological process (GO): nucleocytoplasmic transport
Cellular component (GO): nuclear pore; cytoplasm
Molecular function (GO): GTPase activator activity
Source: RefSeq, a predicted model, not a curated record
GCUUUCCCCAAUCCGACCUCUUUCCAGCGCGCACGUUCCAGCCCCACGCUGCUUUUAUAACCCCUCGGCUUUCUCUCUCCUCUCCACCGCGGCGGCCGCAACUACUCUGGUACAGCAAGCGAGCGCCGCCCCAAGCCCUACACCAGCAAUGGCCGAUCCAGCGGAGCACCGCGAGGAGGAGGAGGAGGCCGCGGCGGCCGGCGAGGAAGAGGACACCGGCGCCCAAAUCGCUCCCAUCGUGAAGCUCGAGGAGGUGGCCAUCACCACCGGCGAAGAGGACGAGGACGUCCUCCUCGACAUGAAAGCGAAGCUGUAUCGAUUUGACAAGGACGGGGGCCAGUGGAAGGAGAGGGGCACGGGUGCCGUCAAGCUGCUCAAACACAAGGAGACUGCCAAGGUCCGCCUCGUCAUGCGACAGGCCAAGACCCUCAAGAUCUGCGCCAAUCACCUCGUUGUGGCCACGACGAAGAUGCAGGAGCACGCUGGGAGCGACAAGUCGUGCGUGUGGCACGCUCUGGAUUUUGCCGACUGCGAGCUCAAGGAGGAGAUGUUCGCCAUCCGCUUUGGAUCCGUGGAGAACUGCAAGAAAUUCAAGGAUCUUGUAGACGAGAUUGCUGAGCAGCAAGGAAAGAAUGAGGAGAAAGAGAGCGAGGAAGUCUCCUCUGCUGCCGAGUUGGUAGAGAAGUUAACUGUGACGGAGGUCAAAAAGGAGGAACAAACUGAGAAAGUGGAGACUCCUGCAGUAGAUGAUAAGAAGGAUGCUGAAGAGUGAAAACAAGGGCCGGCUAUUUCAUCCUAUGCUCUAGGAGCAUCGCUAUACUCGAACUAGUGAAUUGUCAAAUGAGUGUCAUUCUAUUCAUUUUAUGGUCAAAGUUCAUCUUCCUUUUCACAAAUUUUCAUUGUGUUGUUCUGUGGGAUGGAUGUUUAUGUUGGGCAAAGUUUGAUUUGUGUCAGUCAUGGGUUCCUUGGUUGAUAGACUGUCAUUUGUUUUUCUGGAUGGGGUGCCUGGGGUCAGCAUGUUUGUACAAUUAUUUGGGAAUUGCUUUUGGAAUGGAUACGGUUUGAGUUGUCCAAAA